This is a messenger RNA of Ustilaginoidea virens, 2187 nucleotides long. RefSeq lists its product as uncharacterized. The record is from RefSeq and is a predicted model, not a curated record. The coding region runs from base 1 to 2187 and encodes 728 amino acids. Gene Ontology annotation, molecular function: ferric-chelate reductase activity. The transcript is spliced from 6 exons. Gene Ontology annotation, cellular component: plasma membrane. Lineage: Eukaryota; Fungi; Ascomycota; Sordariomycetes; Hypocreales; Clavicipitaceae. Gene Ontology annotation, biological process: intracellular iron ion homeostasis; copper ion import; iron ion transport.
AUGAAACUGCUCUCCUGGCUGGCAUCAGCCCUCUGCUGGUGUCAGCUAUCCCGCCACGCCGCCGCCAAGGCCUCGACCCCUUCCGACCUGUGCCUACCGUCAUGCCAAAACUUCGUCAGGGGAUUGCCCUUUCGCGACUCGGAGAGCAGUCCGGCCGCAACCCCGCAGCUCUGCGUCAGCAGGUUGGCGAUAAUCUCCGUGUAUCUCUGUCUGGAAAUCUACUGCGACAAGGCCGCCUCCGAGCCGGAACUGGCCAUCCUGAACGACACGUGCGUUGCGGCCGGCGGAGCGGGAAUCCCACCGCUGUCCAUCAUUUCCAACUACACGGCUGGGGAUAUCGAGCGCCUCCAGCACGUGGACGUCGGUGACGAGAUUCCCCGGGGGCAGCCGCUCACGGAACCCGCCGUGCCUUCGUUUGCACUGUACAAAUCAUGGCUCGAUACACUGGACGCAGUGGGAUACGUAAACCGCCAACAUUACGCAUACGGCACUGCCAUGAUUCUGUUCUGGCUUGCCGUCGUGGCUUUCGGCGCCAUGGCCAGAAUCACCUCGCUUGCCCUGCGCUGCCUCGGCAACAGCUCGCGGAGAUGCACGCCGAACUCAUGGCUGAAGCGUCACCUUGUCCUCCCCGCUACGUUUGGCUACAAGUCCGCCACAGCAGCGCGGUUGGGGACCAUCCCCCCGCGCAUACAGACUCUGACGCUGCUGGCCUUUGCGCUGAUCAACCUCUUCUUCAGCAUGCAUGGAUACAGGAUUGUCCCCGUCAACUUGUAUUUUCCAACUCGGACGAGGCAGAUCCUUCGCUACGUGUCGGAUAGGACGGGCAUCAUCUCGUUUGCGAACUUCCCCAUUGUGUGGCUCUUUGGCAUGCGGAACAAUGUUGCCAUCUGGCUGACUGGCUGGGACUUUGGCACGUACAACAACUUUCACAGGUGGGUGGCGAGGAUCUCAACGGCGCAGGCGGUCGUGCACUCGAUUGGCUACACGGUGCUCGUCUUCCAUGACGGAGGAUGGGAAUAUUACGUGGCCUGGUGGACUCACCAAAUGUACUGGGUCGCGGGUCAAGUGGCUACUGUGGCCAUGUGCGCGUUGGUAGCAUGCUCCAUCUACUGGCUGCGACGGCGCAGAUACGAGCUAUUCUUGGUCACUCACAUCUGCCUGUCCAUCAUUGUCCUCGUCGCCAUGCUAGGCCAUGUCUCCAUAUUCAACGGCGAAUACGACGCCCUGUUCUGGGUCCCGGUGGUAAUCUGGCUCUGUGACCGGGCCCUCCGCGUGCUGCGAAUCGUCUUGUUCAACCCAGGCGUGACACCCACCACCGCAGCAGCCACGUACAACCCAGCCACCAACAUGGUGCGACUGGAGAUCCCUUGCCGCUCCCGCGCGCUCAAAAUCAAACCCGGCACGCACUUCUACCUCUCGCUCCUCGACCACGGGCGGGCUUGGGAAAGCCACCCGUUCACGGUGGCUUCCGUCACGAGCCCUGGCGCAAAGACACCGUGCGAGCAGCUGCCGCUCCUCGACACGGACCGCGCCGAGGCAGAGGAGCAGGACCGCGGCGGCGGCGCCGGCGGAGCGGAACGGCGCGCAAGGCUCGUCACGUUUCUCAUCCGGCCCUUUGACGGCUUCACAGCCCGUCUGGGGCAGCUGGCCGCGGCGGAGUGGCCGCGGCCGGCCUCGCUGCGCGUAACGGUGGACGGGCCGUACGGGCACGGCCUGCCGCUGCACCUGUUCGACCGGGUCGUCUUCGUCGUCGGGGGGAGCGGCGUCGUCGUGCCGCUGUCGUACAUGAAGGCGCUCGCCGAGGCCGGCGGGACCAGGUCGGUGCAGCUUCACUGGGCGGUUCGGGAGGCCGCCUUUGCGGCCGAGCUGGUGUCCGCCGACAUGGCCGAGGCUGCGGCGCAGACCAGCUUUGACUUUUCCGUCGACCUGUAUCUCUCGGCGGAGACGGCAGGCGGCGCCGCGGGGGGCACGGACACGCCUAUGCCUGGUCGGGUGGCGCGGCACUGCGGACGACCAGGUGUGCGGGAGAUUGUCCUGUCUGCCAGCGAGGCUGCCGGCAGCCUGGCCGUGGUGGUUUGCGGGCCCGCACAGAUGGCGGAUGAUGCUCGAAGCGCCGUGGUACAGGCACUGGGCAGAGAUGACUGUUUAUGCCAUGUAGACUAUUUCGAAGAGAAAUUCAGAUGGUGA